Recurvomyces mirabilis is the source of this 501-nucleotide messenger RNA. It is a transcript of the gene ANB1, whose product is annotated as translation initiation factor eIF5A. The coding region runs from base 1 to 501 and encodes 166 amino acids. Lineage: Eukaryota; Fungi; Ascomycota; Dothideomycetes; Mycosphaerellales; Teratosphaeriaceae. The transcript has 4 exons. Gene Ontology annotation, biological process: positive regulation of translational elongation; translational elongation; positive regulation of translational termination. Gene Ontology annotation, molecular function: ribosome binding; RNA binding; translation elongation factor activity. The record is from RefSeq and is a predicted model, not a curated record.
AUGGCCGCUCCCAACGAGAACGACGCUCAGCAUGAGCUUACCUUCGAUACCGCCGACUCCGGCGCGUCCCUUACCUUCCCGUUGCAGUGCUCUGCCCUCCGCAAGAACGGCUUCGUCGUCAUCAAGCAGCGCCCUUGCAAAAUCGUCGACAUGUCAACCUCCAAGACUGGCAAGCACGGUCACGCCAAGGUCCAUUUGACCGCCAUCGAUAUCUUCACCGGCAAGAAGUUGGAGGAUUUGUCCCCUUCCACCCACAACAUGGAGGUCCCGAACGUCAGGCGUCAGGAAUACCAGCUCCUCGACAUUGCUGAGGAUGGCUUCAUGUCCCUCAUGACCGAGGGUGGUGAGACCAAGGACGACGUCAAGGUUCCAGACGGCGAGGUCGGCGACAAGAUCAACAAGCUCUUCAGGGAGGACGAGAAGGACACCAACGUCAUCGUCCUUACCGCCAUGGGUGAAGAGGCCGCCAUCGAUGCCAAGGAAGCCCCUAAAGGUUCUUAG